Penaeus indicus is the source of this 1827-nucleotide messenger RNA. Its product is annotated as sodium- and chloride-dependent glycine transporter 2-like. Bases 1 to 1827 code for a protein of 608 amino acids. Gene Ontology annotation, cellular component: plasma membrane. Gene Ontology annotation, biological process: sodium ion transmembrane transport. The transcript is spliced from 12 exons. The record is from RefSeq and is a predicted model, not a curated record. Gene Ontology annotation, molecular function: L-amino acid transmembrane transporter activity. NCBI's taxonomy places the organism in Eukaryota, Metazoa, Arthropoda, Malacostraca, Decapoda, Penaeidae.
AUGUCCAGCAGGCGAGAGGGCCAGGAGACAACGACUCCCCUUAAGCAGCAGGAGAAACAGCAGGAGCAGGAGGAGGAGGAGGACGAUGAACGCGGGACGUGGCAUAGCAAAUGGGAUUAUUUCCUAUCCCUGUCGGGCUUAGCGAUAGGUCUCGGCAACGUGUGGCGGUUCCCGUAUCUGUGCUACAAGAACGGCGGAGGAGCCUUUCUCGUGCCGUACCUCAUCAUGCUUGCUCUGGUUGGUCUGCCGCUCUACCUGCUGGAAACAGGAGUGGGGCAAUUUAGUUCAGGCAGCCCCGUCACCAUCUACAGAGUUUGUCCCCUAUUUAAAGGCAUUGGCAUCGCAGCAACACUGGCACGUAUGUACUUAGAGACAUACUACAGCGUGGUGGUUUCUUAUCCCCUUGUCUUCCUGUACAACCUGGUGGGCAUAGGCUUACCCUGGGCGACUUGUGACAACACUUGGAACACCGAUAAUUGUUCCCAAUUAGUAUUGGAGAACAACACAGACCAAGAAAUUUCUACACAUACGCGUUCUCCAGCCGACGAAUUCUUUCAUUACCAGAUCCUGAACAUUUCCUCGGGCGUCGAAGAAGCAGGGGGUUUCGUGUUGCCUGUCGUGUUGGGAACAGUGUUUGUUUGGAUCCUCGUGUUCCUCAGUAUCUUUAAGGGGAUAAGAGUGACCGGCAAGCUGGUAUGGUUUACCGUCACCUUCCCCUUCGUCAUGCUCCUCAUACUGUUCCUCCGGGGCGUGACUCUUCCCGGGGCCUUGGACGGUAUCUACUACUACGUCUACCCUGACUUCAAGAAACUCGCUAGGCUUCAGGUGUGGGGCGACGCGGCCUCCCAGAUAUUCUUCAGCCUGGGUGCGGGCGGCGGUGCUCUCGUCUCCCUCGGAUCCUACAACAAAUUCCGUUACAACUGCCUACGCAACGCCUACAUCGUCCCCGUGUUGAAUUCGGCCACUUCGAUCUUCGCUGGCUUCGUCGUGUUCUCCGUCCUGGGUUUCAUGGCUCACCAGACGGGGAUACCGGUCGAGAAAGUGACCACUGGAGGUCCAGCCUUGGCUUUCAUAACGUACCCUGAGGCCGUGUCGAUGAUGCCCAUGGCGCAGUUAUGGGCAGUUCUGUUCUUCACGAUGCUGUUCUUCUUGGGCAUCGAUUCUAUUUUCGCCGAGAUGGAGUCAAUGGUUCUCACGGUCACCGACGCUUUCCCACGCCUACGUCACGCCAGGACCUGGGUCACCCUGGCGUUCUGCGUAGGCCUAUGUCUCGUGGCACUCAGUUGCUGCACUAAGGUCAGUGUCAAGUUUGUAGUUGGUGAGGGUGUUGGUCGUCUGAUCAGAGAUAUACAAAUGAUGACAGGAAAAGUUGUACCUUACUUCUGGUAUAUAACUUGGUUGGCAGUUACACCAUCUGUGUUGGCAUUCAUCUUCGUCAACAUCUUCGCCCGGAGUUCUCCCGUGAGCUACAGAGGGGUCGAAUUCCCCGCUUGGGCUCAGGCACUUGGUUGGGUCAUCGCCGCGACGUCCAUGUUAACAGCUCCCUUAUAUGCCCUGUCCUUCCUCGUCUGUGGAAGUGCGGGGUCGUUUCAUAAGCGCCUCUCCACCGGCCUCAGACCCUCCGACGACUGGGGGCCUGGCCAGGAAAGGUUCAAAUCCCUGUGGUCGGAGUAUUGCUCACGGAAUGCGCUCCGUCAUCGCCUCCUCCACCCAGGACCGCCGGCAGACCAGGAUUACCAACCGAAGCAUGUGGAGGAGCUUCAGACUUGCGAGCGUCUUAUAGGCGGAGGUGUCGAGCAGGAGGAGGCUAAAAUCUGUCAAGUGUAG